CCAGCUACAGCAUUGUGUCUUCUUGGCGAAGAGAGUGAGUGAAGGAAGGGAUAGACGGGACAGUGAAAGAGAGAGUGGUGAAAGUAACAUAUGGACAGGAGUGGCAGGCAGAGAACAUCUCCACGUUUUGAGUGUGCCUUCGUUCAAAGGACCAACUUCACAACGAUGAACAAAUUGGAUGGUCUAAUUCUGACUUCAUCUCUUUGUGAACAUCUGGGACUUUAAUCAUUUUUUUAUUUUUGAUUAAAGAUUUUUAAAGAGAUUGACAUGGGUAUGAGGAGUGUUUUGACAGGUGUCUGACAGUUCUGACAUCAGAGAUUGACAGACAGACACUCACAGACUGCAGUGGAGUGUGAGCGACCUGAAGGAGGAGGAGGAGGAGGAGGAAGAAGAGGAGGAGGGCGUUCAACACUGAGGAGAUACAACAUGUGCGUUUGCAGAUCACUUGAACUCUUUUGCAUGACUGACAGACGAGCCACACUGGAUAUCACAAUGUAUCUACUCUUUGAUAUCAAUCCAAUCUUCGGGGGUCUGGAACGUUUUGAAUGCUGAAAAGGAUUUUGACUCACAUCCUCAAAAUACACGUAGACAGACAACUAGACGGACAGACUCAUUAAGAGCAGCCACUGGAGACUCAUUCAAAACCUAGAAUCUGCUGCUCAGGAUGUACUGUGAGAAAAACCCAGACCACAACACCCACCCCGGCUCCAAGUCGCGCCCAGAGACAACACCACAGAAGUAGCCCUCCGUUGAAGACUGCAAGGACUGAAACAUUUGUUUCCCUGGCACCCUCUGUAAUGUUAAAAGGAGGGAAUGAAUACAGGCUCACGUUUACUCACACUCUAGAUACAGCCAGCAGAGGCGGGAAUGAUGGGGGGAUCAGAGGGCAGCUGUAGCUUUAUGCGAAGCACAUAUAGUCUGGACUGACAGGUAGAUGAUUCACAUACUGACCCUGGCCAUGAUAAGAAAAACUGAUGGAUUUCAGGUUGGCCAGAGGAAAAUCUACAUUUCUAGAGAGGUAGAGCAGCAACGCAUUGCAUAAUCUGCAGGAAAGUGGAACAAAGGACAAGGAAAUAAAGGGUUUAAAGGAAGAAACACACACACACACACACACACACACGCACACACACUUGGUUAGAAGAGGUUUAAAGGUCCCUUUAGGACAAGCUGCAGGUGGUACAGGAGCAUGGUAGUUACUCUUACACAUAUAUAAAGACACACUGACACACGCCCACAGCACACACGCUGGGCAGCUAGGAGGAACAGGAGUUUGGCACUAUGAUGGAGAAGCUGAACCCCGACGGUCCACCUGCCUCACCCCCAGAUCUACCUCGCCCUUCCUCCUCCUCCUCUUCCUCCGCCUCCUCCCCAUCCUGUGCCCCUGUGGAGCAGCACAGUCCCCUCCAGAACAAAACUUUAGCGUCCUCGGAUGCUAUCAGCAGCCCACAUCCACCUAAUAAGACAGGGCACAAGGGACACACGGAUGUCCCCUCUGCUGGCUCGAUUCAGUCCUCCAUUGCCACGACGACAGUGUUAACCAGUCACAACUCAGAUAAAGCUGCUGCACCUGAGCCCAUUGUCAUGGAGACGGAGGAGGAGGAGGUGGAGGAGAAGCGAGGAGGACCGAAGAGCACCACAGCUUGUGCUGCCUCUGCCAACGGGUCCCCAACUCUUUCCUCUCCACCUCCACUCCUCCCGGCACCAGCCAAGACCUCCCCGUGUCCUCUACCACCUCCAGCCUCCACUGCAACCUUCCCUUCAUCUUCAUCACCCUCUCCUCUUCCUCCACACAUUCCAGUCAUCAGUCUUGGUCACAGCAAACCCCCUCUCCCACUCCCUAAUACUCCUUUAACUGCCCUCCACCCAAUCCCCAACCUCCUACACGGGCCACACGGGGACCUUCGCCGCAGUCAGCUGGCUGGUUUGCCUGUGGCGAGCCCUGGAACUUCUGGGGGCCCUUCAGCUCCAUCCCCAGGGCCGCUGUUGCCUCAGCAGUACCUGUCUGCACACCCCUUUUUCACCAGUUCCUACCUGGGUCCCUCAGGAGGGAACUAUGGUGUCAUCAACAACAGCCGCAUCAAGAGAAGACCCUCGUCACACUUUGAGGUGGAGAUCAAUGACUGCCCUACACACUCAGACAGUGAUUAUAUGUGUCUAACAGGCCCUCCUCAAAAACUCGCUCGCCGUGUCUUCACCAACAGCCGCGAGCGCUGGCGGCAGCAGAACGUGAAUGGGGCGUUCUCUGAGCUGAGGAAACUCAUUCCCACACACCCACCCGACAAGAAGCUCAGCAAGAAUGAAAUCCUCCGUCUGGCUGUGAAAUACAUCAACUUCUUGGUCACUCUGCUCAAUGACCAGGCACAGGACAAGAGCAGGGACUCGACUGAGGAUGAGGACGAGAGCACCGCAGCUGAAUUGGACAGAAAUAAACGGAACCUUCUUUUUCAGUGCAACACCCCUCCUCUGUCCCACGCCGCCCCACCAUCCUCAGCCCACCCUGCGACGCUCCACAGAGACAGAGACUCAACUGACUCAGUCAUUGCUCUGGCUAACUCCCCAGCAACAUCCAGUUGCUAUGGUGACACGGACAGUGAGGAAAGCUUUGGGGCUAAGACCUCUUUGGUGACCCAUGGCAUUCUGGGAAAGGUCAAGGGUCAGAUAAGGAUGGUGGCAGCAACAAAUGAUGAGCGGUGACACCAAAAGACAGCAAACAAAGAGGUGUGCAGCCACUGGGAGUUUAAAUGUCACACUGACAGACAGGACACACAAUCGCCGCCAGAUACGGAGCUGGUGUGAUUCUCUCUACAGCUCCAAAGUAGUGAAAUAAGUAAGAUUUUUGGGAAACGUUUGCGGUUUUAACUGUCUCUAUGUCUUUUCCAGUGAUGUGCAAACAUUUGAGUUUGAUGCUCUGUGUUUUAGGAAAAUACUGAACUGUGCUGUGGGGCAAGUUGAGGCAUGAAACAUCACAGAACAUUUUGAACAGACUCAAACAUGUUUUAUAUCUAAUUAAGGUCUAACCUCACUAUCAAACAAUGUGGAUUCACAACAUGAUCCUGGAAAUUGAGGAGUGUUUGUUUUGACUUUUUUUAGUGUUAAUAACAAAAAUUCAACAAUGUUUUCCAACCUGAUCUCACAGAAAUGUGUGCAAUGACCACGACCUCUUAACACCAUAUUAAGUAGUUGUGACAUGAAAUGUGUUACAAUUAUGUGCUAGAGCGGUCACAGUUUUGAAUACGUGGUUGACUUGUGAAACUGUUGCAGUUUUGUAAGGUCUAGGAACCAAAACUACUCAGGUAGGUUUAGGGAAAACCAAGCAAAUAUGCACUAGCUGCGACCCCGUCCUCGCAUGCAUCUGCCCCUUUUUGUCAAACGGCAUAAACAGUUAAUCAGCUUUCAUUUGGCUAAUUAUAACCAAUCUAUCCACAAAUUCUAAGGCAAAUAUCUGAAUUUGUUUGGAGGUUAGGGACCUUUUUGCAAUGGGCCACUCCCCCAACCCCCCAGAGAAAAACCUGUGGCUGUGAAAGGGUGGAUCAACCGACUGACCAACCAUCCAACCAACAGAGCGAGCUGCUGGUUGCAGAUAAAAGAAAAACUUGGCGAGGUUUACAAAAAGUUAGUGUUUUCAGUGAAAAUAAAUCCUACUUACACAAUACGUAAAGUUAACAUAAGCCAAUGCUAAUUUUGGUUUUAAAAAAUAACAAAAACAGCAGUCUCCUGAGGGACAGUCCUGUAUUUGGUUGACCCACCCACCACACCAACCACUUCACUACAUGGAUGUUGUUGCUCUUCAUGUUACCUAUGGGGUCAUAACAUAAACCACCACCCACUGCGUAAUGGGAAUUUGUGUGUCCAACACGCAAUGGAUUCUUAUUGACUUUCCAUUGGCACUGUUUAAAAUUAAAUUUAACACAUGGGUCACCAUUAUGGUGGCACAUGUGCCACCAAUGGGGUAUUAAGAGGUCGUGGUCAUUUCAAGUAUUUCUGAGAGACCAGGCUGAUUUUUUCUCAAUCAAGAAAUUCAGGAUCCUAAAUUCCCCCUUUGUGGGUCCAUAGAAAUGAUACAUCUCUCAAAGAUGGUGAAAAAGCAGAUUUUCUGUUCCAGUCUAAAUACAGCCUCAGAAAUGUACAUGUAUAUAAUCAGCACUGCCCCAGUACAAUUAUGGUAAUUUAAAGGUGCAGUCUGUGAUUCUAAUCCAACAAAAUUUGUUAAAUGCAGCAAAUAUCUCUUCACGGUCAGCUAGCUGUCUGCUCUGUGUGUGCACUGACAAAAAAAUUUUGUGUUCAUACACAGGCUCAAUUGAAAUUGGAAACACAGACUCGGUCAGACUGAGCCACAUGACACUAUUGUGCCGUGCUCGUGCACAGGAGAGGGAAAAGGCCAUGGUUGCAUAAAGAGAAAGGCAGUGGGACUGAGAGGGACGGUACACAGAGCUUCCGAAGGAGCACUGACAGGAGGGGUAAAUGUGUUUGGGAGUUGGGCUCAAAUACCAGCAAUCUGUCUCCAGAAUUGCAGACUCCACCUUUAAGAGUGCCAUAUUCUCUGUUGUGCCUGCAGAGAAGUGCAUGUAAUGCAUUCAUGAAUCGAAGUUGCAGUUUUUGAUGUUCCUGCUGUUCUUACUGUCAGAGAAGCAGGGCCAAUGGUCCCACCCUGACAUUGUGACACACUUGUACCAGACAGAAAUAAAGUGUGUUUUAGUUUGCUGUUCCUUAUUUGACAUCCUCUUAUUGCGCUACAAAGACUGCUCUCUGUCAGCACGAUUUCUCAACGAUUUGCCGUGUUUGUCAGACAUUUAAGGAACAUUUGUGUAUCCUCAAAGUAUACACAGAAAUCUCAGCACAAGAUGAUCACAAUAACCAUCAGAUGUUGGAGCUACAAAAGCAAUGCUACUGGGUUAUUAAAAAAAUUAAAUGUGAAUUCUAAACAAUAACAUGUAAAUAAAUCACAUGUCCACAUGCUAAUAGAAAAACACAACAACCUAUCACCACACUUUAUACAGUAUGGGCUGAAUAGUCAAAGCAGUACUCCAUGGUGUUUGUUUGUGCUGCUCACCAGAAUGACAGAUUAAUAAUGGUACUUUUGUCAAGGGAGCCAUAAACAACACCAGUCAAAAAAUGAAAAAUAAAAAUAGUGAGUGAUGUGACACCCUAAAGGUAAAUAUAAACUGCUGAUUUUAUUGUUGUCCCAUGAAGCGUUGGAGUUUUCCCAGGCAGCUGAUUUAGAGAGGAGUGGUAGAAGAAGUGCUCAGACUUUUUACUUAAGUAAAACUAGCGAUGGCACAGUGUUAAAAUACUGUUACAAGUAUAAGUCAUACAUUCAAAAUCUUGCAUUUGUAAGUAUAAGCAUCACAAUAUUAACAUGUUAUAGUACUGAUUCUGCAGAAUGACCCAUUUUAGAAUAAUGUAUUACCAGAUUUUAAUUAUCGAUGCAUUCAUGUGCAUCACUGAUGUCGCAGUUGAUAAAGGUGAGGCUUAUUCAAAUUACUUUAUAAACUAUGGGGUACCUACAUUUAUUAUGAUACACCAUAGCUGAUUCAUAUUUUGUAUUAACAGUCUGAAUCUGAAAAUUAAUGUCAAAUAAAUAAAGUGGAAAAAA
Molecule: messenger RNA, 5593 nt
Organism: Epinephelus lanceolatus (giant grouper)
Lineage: Eukaryota; Metazoa; Chordata; Actinopteri; Perciformes; Serranidae
Gene: lyl1
Product: LYL1 basic helix-loop-helix family member
Biological process (GO): regulation of transcription by RNA polymerase II
Molecular function (GO): RNA polymerase II cis-regulatory region sequence-specific DNA binding; DNA-binding transcription factor activity, RNA polymerase II-specific; protein dimerization activity
Source: RefSeq, a predicted model, not a curated record